AAAAAAUCAAGGAAUAAAAAAGUGCAAAAAUUUACCAAAAGAUUUUAUCAAAAUUGCCGACCUAAUUUUUUAAAAUAAUGAAAAUGUUAGUUCCACCAGAAAUGCACGCGACACAAUCGAAAAUGAUUUAUCAAAUGAAUAAAUACUGUACAGAUCGUGUUCAGACGCGUAAGUUGCAAAUACACAAGACCAUAAUUGAAGUGUGUCGUGUUGUGCAAGAUGUUUUAAAAGAAGUUGAAGUACAAGAACCUCGUUUCAUAUCAUCAUUAAAUGAUUAUAAUGGCCGAUACGAAGGAUUGGAAGUUGUUUCACCGACGGAAUUUGAAAUUAUCAUUUAUCUUAAUCAAAUGGGAGUUUUAAAUUUUGUCGACGAUGGCACUCUGCCUGGAUGUGCUGUCCUUAAGCUUAGUGAUGGACGAAAACGAUCAAUGUCAUUGUGGGUUGAAUUUAUCACUGCAUCCGGUUAUCUCUCAGCUAGAAAAAUUCGAUCACGUUUUCAAACACUCGUUGCUCAGGCUGUUGAUAAAUGUGCAUAUCGCGAUUGUGUUAAAAUGAUUGCAGAUACAACAGAAGUAAAAUUAAGAAUAAGAGAAAGACUGAUUGUACAGAUUACUCCAGCAUUUAAAUGUGCCGGAUUAUGGCCUAGAUCAGCUGCACAUUGGCCAUUACCACAAAUUCCAUGGCCUCAUCCAAAUAUCGUUGCAGAAGUUAAGACUGAAGGAUUUGAUAUGCUGUCAAAAGAAUGUGUAGCACUUCAAGGCAAAAAUAGUGCUAUGGAAGGAGAUGCUUGGGUCUUGUCAUUCAAUGAAGCAGAAAAUCGAUUGCUACAAGGUGGAUUUCGCAAGCGAUGUUUAAGUAUAUUAAAAACACUCAGGGAUAGACAUCUUGAUUUACCUGGAAAUCCCGUCACAACGUAUGUAAUGAAAACUCUCUUAUUAUAUGAAUGUGAAAAGCAUCCACGUGAAAUGGAAUGGGAUGAAAGUUCCAUUGGUGAUCGAAUUAAUGGCAUAUUCCUUCAACUUAUCUCAUGCUUACAAUGUCGUCGCUGUCCACACUACUUCCUUCCUAAUAUGGAUUUAUUCAAAGGAAAAUCACCCGGUGCUCUUGAAAAUGCCUCCAAGCAAGUAUGGAGAUUAACAAGAAUCAUGCUAACUAGCUCAAGAUGUCUUGAGGAAUUAUAAAGAAGAACCCGAAAAGAGAAAAAAAAAUAUUUUGUGAAUAGUAAAAAUUUUGUUAAGUGAGACAUCAUGGGAAAUAUUAAAUAGAUAAAAGGGAUUAAAAAAUCAUUAAGUGAUGAAAAUGAGUGUGAAAUCAAAUUCAGACCCUCACAGAUUGGAUGGAAUAUAGUGAAAAUGAAAAUAAUUUUUCGGAUUAACAUGAAAUUAUUUUUUGUGAUUUUAAUAUUUAAUAAUUUAUGACAAAAUCAUAGUGUAAGUGAUUAUAAAGCUAUUUAUACUAGAUCUAUAUAAAUUUUAUGAAACAAAAAAAAGGUCCAUGCUCAAAAUUCAAAAUAAAUUGUACUGCAUCUCGAGUUAUGUGCCAAAACCCC
This is a messenger RNA of Chironomus riparius, 1549 nucleotides long. The record is from the annotation of a GenBank genome assembly. NCBI's taxonomy places the organism in Eukaryota, Metazoa, Arthropoda, Insecta, Diptera, Chironomidae.